AUGAGCAAAGGAGGCAACAUCAAGGUCGUGGUCCGUUGCCGGCCGCUCAACAGUCGAGAGAUUGCAAAGGCAUCAGAGUGCAUCAUUCAUAUGGACGGCAAUAUGACGACCAUCACUAAACCAGACGGACCGGAAGGCUCAGGAGGAGGUGCCACAAAGGCAUUUUCGUUCGACCACUCGUAUUGGUCCUUUGACAAGAACGACUCCAACUAUGCAGGUCAGCAACGGCUCUAUGAAGAUUUGGGCGUCGAAUUGCUGAACCACUCAUUUAAUGGAUACAAUACAUGUAUCGUUGCAUACGGACAGACUGGAAGUGGAAAGUCGUAUUCAAUGAUGGGAUACGGCGAAGACCGUGGCAUUAUACCCCUCUCCUGCCACGAGCUCUUCCAGCGGAUAGAGAAGAACAAGGAUCCAACACUCAACUACCGAGUCGAGGUGUCAUACAUGGAGAUUUACUGCGAGCGAGUACGGGAUCUGCUGAACCCCAAGAACAAAGGUCACCUGAAAGUGAGAGAGCAUCCAUCAUUAGGACCAUACGUCGAGGAUCUGUCCAAACUGAUGGUCACCUCCUUCCAGGAUAUUGAAAACCUCAUGGACGAAGGCAACAAGGCACGAACGGUGGCUGCAACCAACAUGAACGAAACGUCAAGUCGAUCCCAUGCAGUAUUCACGGUUCUACUGACACAAAAGCGAUUCGACAUUGAGACGAAGCUGGAAACAGAAAAAGUCUCGCGAAUCUGUUUGGUGGAUUUGGCCGGAAGUGAGCGAGCCAACUCGACAGGGGCGACAGGAGCUCGGUUAAAGGAGGGCGCCAACAUCAACAAAUCACUCACAACCUUGGGCAAAGUCAUCUCCGCCCUUGCUGAUGCGUCCAGUGCACCCGUGGCGAAAAAGGGUAGCAAAAAGGCGGCCGAAGUGUUCGUACCUUACCGCGACUCUGUAUUGACAUGGCUAUUGAAAGACUGUCUCGGUGGAAACUCAAAGACGACUAUAAUUGCGGCGCUCUCACCGGCAGAUGUCAACUACGACGAAACACUGAGCACCCUUCGUUAUGCCGACCAGGCCAAGCGUAUCAAGAACAAGGCCGUUGUGAACGAGGACCCAAAUGCAAAGCUGGUCCGCGAGCUCAAGGAGGAACUUUUGGAGCUCCGUUCCAAAUUGGGCGUUUACGACCCUCUGGAAGCUGGCUCAAAUACCAAGGCGUCCGACACUGUUGUGAUUGUGGAUCUGCAUGGAAACGCCAGGACUCUUACCAAGGAACAGUUGCAGGAUGAGGUGCAGGCGUCCGAGAAGAUCAUGUCCGAACUGAACGAGACUUGGGAGGAGAAGCUGCGAAAGACACAGGAAAUUCAACAGGAACGUGAGCGGACACUGGAGGAACUCGGUAUCUCAGUUGAGAAGGGACAUAUCGGACUUCACACGCCCAAGAAGAUGCCCCAUCUCGUCAACCUGAACGAAGAUCCCCUCAUGUCGGAAUGUCUAGUCUACCAGCUCAAGCCAGGAAAGACUCAAGUUGGUCGGUUAGAGUCUGCAACCGCGGCAGACAUCCGCCUUUCAGGAACCAACAUCCACGACGAGCACUGCUACUUUGACAACACCAACUCGACCGUCACCCUCUACCCCGGAAAGUCGUCAAUGACGAUGGUCAACGGACUCCGAAUCAGUAAACCAAAACGAUUGCGGUCAGGAUUCCGAGUCAUCUUGGGCGACUACCAUGUUUUCCGCUUUAAUCAUCCUGAGGAGGUCCGCAGAGAGAGGGACCAACAGACCAAGGGCUCCCCGACCACAAAACUUUUCACUUCAGCGGACGCCAAGACCCAACCACAACAGCGUACUCAGUCUAACAGCAUGGAGGAUGACCGCCCAGACGACCGGCCUGAUUCUCCAAUUUCGUCCGCUUCUGUUAUUUCGGAGUUCGUCGACUGGAACUAUGCACGUAAGGAGGCUGUGAUCCACGCGCACAUGCUGUCGGAGGCUAAUAUCAACCAACUCAAGGACCAGGAUUUGGAUGUGCUUUUCGACAACAUUGCCAAAAUUCGAUACUUGCGCAAGAGCGUCCGGUCCGACAGCCGUGGAGGUUCGGUUCUAGAUGACGAUACCGAGUCGAGAUCUUCAAGACUGUCCUUAAUGGACCGUUGGCACGGCGAAUCUCCUUUGACAGGAGAGGAGGACGACCGAGAGAGUCCUAUUCCACCUCUGGAGUCGUCAGCGUUAGCUUUGAAGGAGAAGCUGAGGAUCGCAGAGGAGGAAGUCCAGCAGAUGAACCAGCAACGGCAGGAGUACGAGGCCAAGAUCCAGAGUCUUUCAGCGGCAGAGACAAAGUCGGACGAGCUGCUGGCUGAAAAGGCGCUGAUGGAGGAGAGGUUGCAGCUGGCCCAGGACGAUCUCGCCGCGAAACUGGAGGAGCAGCGGGAAAAGUACGAAGAAAAGAUGAAGCGGAUGUCCUUGAUGAGCCUAGCCAGUCGGUCAUUGGACGAAUCGAAACUCAAGGGGAACUUGUUGCCGCUGUACUCGGACUAUGAGCUGGAUUUGAUCUACAAGACCCUGGGACGCUGGAAGCAACACCGAAAGAUCCAGAUGGCAGAAACGAUUCUAACCAAUGCCGUGAUGAUCAAGGAGGCCAAUAUCAUCAGCCGGGAACUCUCAAAGCAAGUCGUCUACCAGUUCACUGUCAUCGAAUCUGGACCAUUGGCGAAUCCGAGCUCAGCCUUGGAGAGCACCUCGGGAUUAUCAGAGUUUCACAGCGACGAGGACACAGCGCUCUAUGCCCUCAAGAGACCUUGCGUCGGCGUCAAGGUCAUCGACAACAAGCACAACUCGAUCUACAUCUGGUCACUCGACAAACUGAAGGCCCGCUUGCACAAGAUGCGCAAUCUCUACAACUUUGUGGAUCGACCCCAGUACAGGAAGCACUUCAACAUGGAGGACCCUUUUUACGAGUCGCCUGCUCCUCGGUACACGUUCAUUGGAAGUGCAUCGACGAUGUUGCAGAGUCUUUUGCAAAACAAGUUCAAGGAAUCUGUGGUGCCCAUCAUCUGCAGGACAACGGGUCAGAUUAUGGGCCGUGCACGGAUAGCACUCACGCCCUUGAGCCAUAAUGGUGCCCGAAGUCCCGCUGCACAGGCAAUGUCGCCAACCUCGCCCUUUUCUCGAACCAAUGGACACAGCCUGGCCGAGAGACUUGACGGACAACAACCACAGUCGCAAGGAUCGUCAUCUGAAUCGACAGGACCGGAGGAUGAGGAGGAGGAAGUGAAGGAAGGCGACCAGCUCUUGUUCGAGAUUUCGCUCGUGGCAGUAGAGGGACUCUCUGAGCAGCAAUAUACCCAAGUCCACGCCCAGUUCAGGCUGUCCAAUCUCACAGGGGCGAGCAUGGUCAAGCCGAACGGAUCCCCUCAGGUUCCCGCCCCAAGCGACAAGGUAUUUGCAACGGAGGCUGUCAGCGGAUUUGAGGACGAGCCCAUCUUUUUUGGGUUCUCUCAAACGCUCUCCAUGAUGGUGACCGAGCCGAUUCUGGAGGUAUUGAGGCACGGGUCUUUGCUCUUUGAGCUCUUUGGAGAGGCCAAGACGACGACGUUGGCCAGCUGGGAGAAGUGGGACCGGGACCAAGAGGAUCUUCACCAAGGACCUGUUGCUCAAGUGCAGGCAGUCGUGACCAACGGAAACGGCACAGUCGGGCGAUCGCGAGGACCUUUCGGAGGUAAAUCCGCAGGGAAUGUAGGCGAGCGAAUGUCGGAGGAUGAGCUGAUGAUGGAGGAGCAUCAUGAUGUUUUGGCGCAUGUUCAGGUCUGUGAGUUGGCGCCGUCGGGAGAAUACGUCCCUGUCCAGGUGUUCUCCAAUUCGACAAUCGAUUCUGGUUCGUUCCAGUUACGACAGGGUCUGCAGCGGCGGAUUGUCCUGGCAUUGUCGCAUGCCUCGGGCAGGCAAUUCCCAUGGCAUCGGGUGUCCAAGGUCCAGCUAGGUCGCGUGCGUCUAUUGGACAACAAGGGUCGUAUUACAGAGUCUCCAUCUUGCGAGGAUGUGACGCUCAGUCUUGUACCGGGACAGAAGGUCGAAUACCCGACAGAUGGAACCAGUCUCUUGUCUGUCCAGGCCUCUUGGGACAGUACAUUGCACGAAUCCUUGUUUCUGAACCGGGUGACGGGAGCGAAUAUGCGAGUUUUGUUGACAUUGACGUGGUUUGUUGAGGCUGAGCGGUGUAUGGAUCCAGUAUGCUUCCGGAUGGAUAUUGCGGUCCAGAUUCAGGAUCGGGAAGCAAGGACGAGUGUACCGGCGCAUUCGCCCUAUCGACUGAUGUCGUCGCUCUCGUUCCUAGCAGGAGGGGGAUCUAGUAAGGUGGUAAAGAAGAAGGCGAGUGGGCUGUUCCUGUUGAGCCUGCGCCCGAUCGUGGCCAAGAAGGCAUCGGAAUUGUGGAGGAUGAACACGGCAGCAAAGUAUGUCAGGGGUGAGGAAUUUUUGGCAGGCGUCUGGAGACCUCGAGGUGUUUCGUUGGUCAAUGGAUACAGAGCGACGAGGGAGGAGAUUCAGAAGCGAGAGAAUGUGGAGAGGACGCGGCAGUGGCUGCAGCUGGAGGAGAAGCGGAGAGGUGUCUUACCUUGGGAUUCGGCCUCGGUGUCGACAUUGUCGUCGUCUGGAGUCACGAAUAGCCCGUCAACUGCGACAACUGCACACACGCAAGAAUCUGAUCAGAGUGGGUCAGAAUCUAGUGCUCAGGAAUCUGACGCGUUGGAUGAGAAGAGCCGAAAGUUGUUGCAGAAGGCGAUUGACCUCUGGCGCUACAAGCCCAUCUCCCUCGACGAGGUUGUGAUCAGUCAGGAUCCGCCAUCGUUGGAUACUGACAAUCCCGAGGCCAUCAAGCAGCCUCGUCCAUCACCGCGACUCCAGUCCGAGGUCAAACUGAUCACCAAGAGCGACAACAUUUCCAAGAAGGGAUACUUGUUCUACCCUGAGGACCGGGAUGAAACCUGGAUCAAGCGGUGGUUCGUGAUCCGGCGGCCAUACAUGUACAUCUAUGCCCAGUCCAACGAGGCCGACGAGCUCGGCGUGGUCAAUCUAACCCAUGUCCGUGUCGACCACCAAAAGGAUCUCGAAAACAUGCUCAACCGCCAACAUGUGUUUGCGAUCUACACGACGAGCAACGCAUACUUGAUGCAGGCCCCUACUCGCGACGAGAUGUGUUCAUGGCUCAAUCACCUUGACCAGUUCUUUGACCUCUCCCAGAUCCCAUAA
Molecule: messenger RNA, 5229 nt
Organism: Linnemannia hyalina
Lineage: Eukaryota; Fungi; Mortierellomycota; Mortierellomycetes; Mortierellales; Mortierellaceae
Source: the annotation of a GenBank genome assembly